UCGUGAUCCACACAACUGUGUGGACCGUAUUGCAUUACUCCCAUAUAGGAAUGUAAACAAAUAAAAUAUUUUUAAUUCAAAUUUGAAUAUUUCAAUUCGAAUUUUAAUUGUUCGAAUACGAAUCCGAAUUCAAAUAUAUAUUUCGAAUCGAAUAGUGCUUUCCUAGUCAUGAAAGGAUUGUGUAUUUCUCCUUUAUCCAUACAACUUCUAAAUCGAUUAAAUUAAGGUUAUUGCAUGCACGAACUCACGCCUAUAUAUAUAUACCAACAAUCUAAUCCCAAAAACAGAAGAAACUAAAAAUCGUGUUUUCUGAAUUCCCCAAAUUAAAACGACAAUCUAUCAAUUAUUACGUGGGCAUGGAACGACAAGAACAUAUUCCAGACGGCUACAUAUUUCGUCCAACAGACGCAGAGUUACUGAGCUAUCUUGCUCUAUAUGUUACCGGCAAACCCGUAUUAUCCACCGUCCCGAUUACGGAGAUCGAUCUAUACAACGGAGAGGAGCCAUCGGAGAUAUUCAAACGAUCAAGAGAGAAGGUUAUGUACAUUUUUACCACCUUAAUAAGGAGGAGUUCCAGCGAUUCACGAUACAUUCGGACCAUUAGAGAUGGAAAGGGGACCUGGAAGGCACAAGACAGAGGAAAACCGAUUUACAGAAGAUACGGUAAUGAUGACGAUGAUAACCAACACUUGAGACAACUUAUCGGAUACAAGAGGAGUUUGAGGUACGAGAAAAGUGGAUCAAAAUAUGACGGCCGAUUCUUGAUGAAAGAAUAUUAUUUUCCCAGCCACAUAAGAGCCACACUAGAAAGGCCAUUGAAUGACACUGUCCUUUGUAGAAUCAAGAGGAAACAAAAUAAUAGAGACAUUAUGGGUUUCGAGAGUGGAUCGAUUGAAGAAGCACGAAACAUCGGAGACAUCAUCGGCAAAUUGACGAAAUCUAAUAGUUCUUCGGAAGUUAACUCUCUUCUAGAGACGUCGCAUUAGUCCCAAUGAAUUGAAGGAGAUAGUUUUCAUUGUUCCUUUUGGGGC
Molecule: messenger RNA, 1031 nt
Organism: Ipomoea triloba (trilobed morning glory)
Lineage: Eukaryota; Viridiplantae; Streptophyta; Magnoliopsida; Solanales; Convolvulaceae
Product: NAC domain-containing protein 2-like
Exons: 2
Coding region: 357-986 (209 amino acids)
Biological process (GO): regulation of DNA-templated transcription; system development
Molecular function (GO): DNA binding
Source: RefSeq, a predicted model, not a curated record